AUGAAGGGUGGCAGACAGCAGGAUUGGACCCUAAAUUGGUUUGAAGCGGUGGCAGUAUCCCGCCCUAGGCAACUGGCCAAAAGCAAUUCCAAAGCUGAAGACACAGGGGGCAGUGAUCAGCGUGCUGUGCCCAGCAGUAGAAUGGUAUUUGAAGAUUUCAAAUCGGAAGGGAAUAAGAGUGUACAAAUCCCCUUAAGAGAUACAAGAACCAGCGACAGCUCUCAGGAAGAAGGAAUAGACCAAUGGGCCAGGAGACGGAAAAUGUUCAAAGACAGCAAAAAGUGUGGUUCCACUGGAGGGAGCUCUAUCAACAGUACUAUCACCGAGGGAUCAGGGAAUUCAGAAGAUGCCCGUUCAGUAGAUCUCAGCUUACGUAGUGACAAUGAAGAAAGAGGUUUCUACACAGAAAACUUUCAUUCAGCUGCUUGGGUUUUCCGAGGGGAUGAUGUCAGUCCAGAUAACAGCCCCAGAUGCCUCAGCAAAAGGAACAGGCCAGUAGCAAUUCGUGAGCGAAUAGUGAAGAUUGCAAAAGGAACUGGUCACUACCCUUGGGGAUUUCGGAUCCAGUUUUCAAAGCCUAUCCUUGUCACUGAGGUGGAUACUAACAGUGCGGCUGAGGAAGCAGGGCUUCAAGUUGGGGAUAUUUUGAUAGCUGUCAAUGGAACAGAUGUCACCAGCAUGCCGCAUUCAGAAGCUGCAAACCUGGCAAGAAAAGGUCCUGAUAUCUUGACCUUGUUGGUUGGAUCAGACAUCAGUCGCUACCCCAAUACUCCUAGACCAACAUGUCGAGGAUAUUUGCACAAACGAACUCAGUCAGCCAUCCUGAAGGGCUGGAGGAAGAGAUGGUUUGUGCUGAAACAUAACGGCUACCUCCACUAUUACAAACAUAAGAAGGAUGAAGGAAAGUGCAAACCUCUGGAGGUGACAAAAUUGGAAGGGGCAGAAAUUGGCAUUGACACCGGCCUGGGGAAACCAUUUGUUUUUAAGUGCAUACCUCAAACUGGAAACAGGAUUUUCCACUUCUGUGCAACUUCAAGCCAAGAGAUGAAGAGGUGGUUGGAAGCCAUGGAUAAAGCUGUGCAUCCCAUCCAACAGAACCAUGUAUGGGUAGAUGUCACCCUGUACAACACGAGCCUGCCACCCCUCGCUAUCAAAAACCCAGAGUGCCUGGGUCUUCUCCACCAACUAGACAAAACCAAGGAUGUCUGGGUUCAGCACUACUGCAUUUUGAAGGAUGGUUGCUUGUAUUUUUAUGCCAGCAUUCGGUCCAUACAUGCCAUAGGUGGGAUUUACCUGCAGGGUUAUACUGUGAGUGAACAGUCUCUGGGCUCCAGGAGAUCUGUAAUUGAAAUGAAACCUCCCUCUGAAGAAUUUAAAACCUUCCACCUAUGUGCAGAGAAUGUAAAUGAAAACAAACGAUGGGUUACAGCUUUGAAAGCCUCCAUUAACAAAUGGUUGCCCCUACACCAGGCCAUUCAAGACUUUAUGAAUCGACCACUGGAGGAGACAAGGAUGUGAUGAAAAAUCUGAUUUUUCUUUUCACUUCCACCACACAAUAGCUUGCAAGACCAUAUCGUCCAAAGACACAAAUUUCAAAAAGAUUUUUUUUUUAGGGAAUGUUAGCAUUGGUAUA
Messenger RNA from Gavialis gangeticus (Gharial), 1633 nucleotides. RefSeq lists its product as uncharacterized. Gene Ontology annotation, molecular function: protein binding. The record is from RefSeq and is a predicted model, not a curated record. The transcript is spliced from 11 exons. Bases 1 to 1518 code for a protein of 505 amino acids. NCBI's taxonomy places the organism in Eukaryota, Metazoa, Chordata, Crocodylia, Gavialidae.